This is a messenger RNA of Rhinocladiella mackenziei CBS 650.93, 1953 nucleotides long. RefSeq lists its product as uncharacterized. Gene Ontology annotation, molecular function: 5-amino-6-(5-phosphoribosylamino)uracil reductase activity. Bases 1 to 1953 code for a protein of 650 amino acids. Lineage: Eukaryota; Fungi; Ascomycota; Eurotiomycetes; Chaetothyriales; Herpotrichiellaceae. Gene Ontology annotation, biological process: riboflavin biosynthetic process. The transcript has a single exon. The record is from RefSeq and is a predicted model, not a curated record.
AUGAGUAGUGAACCGGAUACGCCCGACGUUCGUGACGGAUUGGCGCAACAAGGAGAUGAUCAGCUUGAGAGUGACGCUGAAGAUGAAACUGCCAAUGAUACCACAAUACCACAUGAAGCCGAGGGCAGUGCGGAACGUACACUCCAAAAUGGAAAACCAUAUGCGGUGUCCGACGAAACCACAGAUUACAGUGUCUUCUCGAAUCCAUCCGACCUCGGGGAGAUGCGCCGGAGAAUCUUCGAAAUGACCGAGCCGAUUGAGCUCUCUGUCGCCGACUUUGAAACUUAUUUCCCCUUUGUCGACAAUAUUUGGCGCAAGAUGAGAUCGGCGGAGACGCAACCAGAGGGUAGUGUGAGAACGGAGUAUUACGCCUGCCGACUACGAAGAGGCGCAAACCAGAAACCCCAUGUGCCGCGACCCACUCCCGAGGGCAAACAAUCCAGGAAAAAGAGAGUGAGAGAUGAUAAGACAUGUGGCAUGACCAUGAAGGUGGUCUACAGCUCUGGGCCGGCCCCAAGUUGUAUCUUAUCAAAAGCGGUGGAUAGUUUCCAGAAACAUUCUCACGAUCUGGACUACAUUGACUCCACAAAACGCAAUUCGGGUAUCAUGGACACGGCUCGGCGAGAGGCCACCAAAGGAUUCUUGCCGGCUUCAAUAUUUUGGAAGAUGUGGGAGGAGCCGGAAAAGAUGCAUGCCGCAGGGGGAAAAUUCAUGAAGGUCUCCGAUGUUCGAAACGUUCAAUAUGCCUGGCGACAAGAGAAUCAACAAACGGUAUUGAAAGCGCACACAGGCUUCAACCAGACCCGUGCGCCCCGACAACGACCACCGACUCCACCAAAGCCCUACCAGCCUCCCAUGCAGCCUGGCAUCUUUGGACGAUUAGAUCCUUCCAGACCGGAUGGAACGAGACCCGAGCAGCAUCCCAUACCACUCGACACGCUGCAGUACCCUGAACAUGCUCGAGGAUUCCUGGACCCAUACAUUCCCGAUCCCAAACUGGGCCCCGUCCGGAACCGUCCCCAUGUCACCCUGACAUGGGCAAGCAGUCUUGACAGCAGGAUCAGCCUGGUACCAGGUAUGCCCACCGUCAUUUCCGGCCCGGAGACCAAAGCAAUGACACACUAUCUACGAAGUCGACAUGAUGCCGUUCUCGUUGGCGUACAAACCGCGAUAGCGGAUGAUCCAGCUUUGAAUUGCAGGCUUGCCAAUCCCGCUGGCUAUGGCGCACUGUCCCGGGAAUAUCAACCACGACCCAUUAUCAUUGACCCCCACGCACGACUUCACAUUCGACCCGAAAUGAAAGUGCUCAAGAUUGCCGCCGAAGGUCGUGCAAAGGCUCCAUGGGUUGUGGUAGCUCCCGGUGCCAUGCUGCAUCCCUUGGCGGUCAGUACUUUGAAGGCUCACGGUGGAGAAUAUCUCAUGAUCAAUGACUAUCAUCCUCAAGCCGGAGGUUUAAAUUGGGAAGGAAUUUUCAACGUUCUCCACCGAGAGGGAAUCCAAAGCAUCAUGGUUGAAGGAGGUGGAAUCGUUCUCUCCGAGCUCCUAAAAUGGCGACACUCCCACAUGAUUGAUUCAGUCAUUCUCACAAUUGCACCAACUUUCUUUGGCAAGGCCGGGGUGGCGGUAUCACCGGACCCGACGUUUGAUCCAACAGGAAGACCUAUUGCCUCAAGACUCAGGAAUGUCCGAUGGCAACCCAUGGGCGACGCUGAUGUUGUACUCUGCGGUCACUUAGGCUACGAUCGUCCUGCGAAUGGAAUUCUUCCUGGCGUUCAACGGUUUUCUCACACUGCUCAAGACCCAGCAGAUCAGCGACAAAAAUCACCACAAACACAACCGCCGCAGCCAACCCACCAAUCAAUUCCUCCGAGCCAUAUUACAGGAACAAACACAGGUCCGCCCCCUUCAGUACCACCAUCCGCUCAAGCUCCUUCAGCCCCGGCUCCGAGCUGA